GACGUUCGGAUAGACGUUCGAUCGGUCGGUCGGUCGGUCGGUCGAAUGUUUGAUUUUGGCACGGAGUAAGCGCCAUAGUGGCGAAGCUCUGAGCAAACCCAACCAUGCGCGAGGAAGAGCGCCUCGCCUCAUCGGGAUGGAGCUCGCGCGGCACGAGCACGAGCACGAACCCGACACCAUAAACCGUUUAUUUGACGGGAAGAGGCGGAAUAUUGGAGCGUGAUGAGACGUUUCGUUGCGUUUGUCGAAGCUGACGCGUUGCGCGUGAAAGUUAUCAGCUGAAAGGGCAGGAACACGUGGAGCGAGACUGGAUUUAAAGGGCCAGCAGCACGCAAGCACGAGCAUGGACCGGUGCGCUACGGGUCUGGACGCGGAGCGGGAUAAGCAGUACUGCGAGCUGUGUGGCAAGAUGGAAAACCUUCUGAAGUGCGGUCGGUGCAGGAUCUCCUUCUACUGCAGCAAGGAACAUCAAAAGCAACAUUGGAAAAAACACAAACUCACAUGUAGAGAGUCUGACAAGAACACGAUUGUACCUCAAACCCCACAACAGCCUGAGAAACCGGUCUUGGAUCCAGAUGGGAAAGAUCUGAUCACUAGAUCGCAAAGUUCAGAGACUAAACCACUCAAAUCCCAACCACAAAAACUGGCCACUGAUUAUAUAGUUCCAUGCAUGAACAAACAUGGUAUUUGUGUAGUGGACAACUUUCUGGGUGAAGACAUUGGACUGUCCAUCCUAGAGGACGUGAAAGCUCUUCAUCAGACUGGCAAAUUCACUGAUGGACAGCUGGUGAGUCAGAAAAGUGACUCUUCUAAGGACAUAAGGGGGGAUCAAAUCACCUGGAUUGAGGGCAAGGAAUGUGGAUGUGAGAAGAUCCGGUUUUUGAUGAGUCGUAUGGAUGACCUGGUCAGGCACUGCAAUGGAAAACUGGGAAACUACACCAUAAAUGGAAGGACGAAAGCGAUGGUGGCGUGUUAUCCGGGGAAAGGCACUGGUUAUGUGCGUCACGUUGAUAACCCGAACGGCGAUGGGAGAUGCAUCACGUGCAUAUAUUACCUGAAUAAGAAUUGGGAUGCCAAGAAACAUGGGGGCAUACUGCGAAUAUUUCCAGAGGGUAAAGCUCAGUUUGCCGACAUCGAACCCAAGUUUGACCGCUUGCUUUUGUUCUGGUCUGACAGACGAAACCCUCAUGAGGUUCAACCUGCGAAUGCUACAAGAUAUGCCAUAACCGUGUGGUAUUUUGAUGCAGACGAGCGGACGAGAGCUAAAGAAAAGUACCUAACAGGUGCCGGAGAAAAAGGAGUAAAGGUGGAGCUGAACAAGCCGUCUGAACCGAGCUAAUCAAAUAUCCCGUAAUCCGUUUCCCCGUGAUGUGGUCUGUGGAAAAAGGAGGAGAGAGAGAGAGAGAGAGAGAGUUGGGAACAGCUGCCGGUGUCCACGAUGCAGCAAGAGAAGAUGCGGAAAAUUCAUUGAUCUUCAACCACAUAGUUCCCACAAAACCAACAAACAUUGAAUAUGGCGUGCUUAUUGUUUUGUGUGCUUCUCAUGUGACUUGUCACAGUGCUUCAAAGGAUUUAAUUUUGAGGUUAAGAGCAGAAAGAAAUCAGUUUUGUUACCGGAAUGCGUUUUCUGCAUUUAGACCUGAUCUUUGAGGAUCAGGCUGCAUCUACGCUUGUUUAUUUUUCUGUCACUGCACAAGAGCAGUGCAAGUGUAACCGGCCAUGCUUGACCCGCUCCGAGCGGGAUUCGAACCGGGGUAUCUUGCAUGGGAGGUGGGCGUGCUAACAAGGAGGUUAAAGGCUACAUCCCUUAGCAUCAUUCGCUAGUGCGCCUCUUGAGGCUAGGGGAGUGAGGUUUACAAACUGCACAGCUACCUACCAGCUAUCUACCGUUACACAAGCCCAGUACUAAAAGCCACAGUCUGUCAUAAUGUACAGUACAUACACGUUAUUGUGUACGUUUAUCAAAAUAAAAA
Xyrauchen texanus (razorback sucker) is the source of this 1973-nucleotide messenger RNA. It is a transcript of the gene egln1a, whose product is annotated as egl-9 family hypoxia-inducible factor 1a. Gene Ontology annotation, biological process: peptidyl-proline hydroxylation to 4-hydroxy-L-proline; cellular response to hypoxia. Gene Ontology annotation, molecular function: peptidyl-proline 4-dioxygenase activity; ferrous iron binding; L-ascorbic acid binding. The coding region runs from base 344 to 1339 and encodes 331 amino acids. The record is from RefSeq and is a predicted model, not a curated record. The transcript is spliced from 5 exons. Lineage: Eukaryota; Metazoa; Chordata; Actinopteri; Cypriniformes; Catostomidae. Gene Ontology annotation, cellular component: nucleus; cytoplasm.